AUGGUCAGUGAAUGGACAAAUAUGAAUGUUGCUAUCGUUCUCACAAAUGAACCAUCUGCAAGUUAUUCAUUACCUAACGGUUUUCCAUGUACAUGUAAUUAUGUGGCAUCAAUCAUUAGCCUCUCAAAUGUGUUGGCGAUUUUAAUGGGACAUAAGUUGGUGAUGAUUAAUCAGGUUACAAAUAAGCUUCAUCAUAUCGCUACUGUACAAAUACAUAUCCAUUUAGUUCUACAAAAUCCAUUGUUACCCAUCAUGCAAUGGAUGGAUAGAUCGUCUUCUAUCGUCCUAAUAGAUGCUAAUAUAUGUCAAGACAAUAUCAGCAAUAAAAAUAUGGAGGGCGCAUUUGCAAUCUGUAUUCUGAUGAUGAAAAAUGAAACGACAGAUCUACGGACUUUAAGACUCAAGUGA
Messenger RNA from Loa loa (African eye worm), 408 nucleotides. RefSeq lists its product as hypothetical. The transcript is spliced from 3 exons. Lineage: Eukaryota; Metazoa; Nematoda; Chromadorea; Rhabditida; Onchocercidae. The record is from RefSeq and is a predicted model, not a curated record. The coding region runs from base 1 to 408 and encodes 135 amino acids.